CAUCCGUCUGUUCAGCAGGCCGCCAGCCAGGUCCGUGGGCUCAGCUUGUUGGGUCGGGAGCUGGGCCAGUGGGCUGGGCGGCAAGAGGUGAUCAUGUCUCAAAGGGGCUGGGUGGACUCCCAGGGGCUCCCUGAGGACCCCGAGCUUGGAGUUUUGGUGCAGCUUUCAGGGCACUGCCUUAGAGCCACCAGUGUGUUCAACGAGACUGGAGCCAGCGUCAUCGCUGGCCACAGGCUCAUCUGUUGUGUUUCUUGUGGGGCCUUCGCUUGGGGCAAUGUGAGGGCCCUCUCGCAGGCCUGCCAUCCCGCCCAAGCGGGCAAGGGGCUGAGGCAGCAGAAGGCCCGACUGUUGGCUCGCAAGUUCCCCAGGUGGCUGUCCAAGUAUUCGGGCUGGUCUCUGGGUGAGUUGGAGAUCCCGACCCCGUCCGAUCUCCUGUCUCUCGCCUCCACCAUCCUUGCUGCGCGCCCGAGGCCCGCAGCGCCGUCAGCCCAUCCCGUCUUCCGUCCAGGACCGCCGUGGCGCCCCUGCUGGACACCUGGUGUCCUGCUCUCGCGCUUCGGCGUCUCGUUUGAGACCCUCCCGUUCUGGGAGGCCCAGGCGCGCGCCGCCCUCGGCAUGGGGCAGGACGCGGGCGGGGCCCCCGAGGAUUACGAGGAGGUGUAA
Molecule: messenger RNA, 663 nt
Organism: Prorocentrum cordatum
Lineage: Eukaryota; Dinophyceae; Prorocentrales; Prorocentraceae
Source: the annotation of a GenBank genome assembly